Molecule: messenger RNA, 834 nt
Organism: Acanthamoeba castellanii str. Neff
Lineage: Eukaryota; Discosea; Longamoebia; Acanthamoebidae
Product: Fbox domain containing protein
Exons: 8
Coding region: 1-834 (277 amino acids)
Biological process (GO): Ras protein signal transduction
Cellular component (GO): plasma membrane
Molecular function (GO): GTP binding; GDP binding; GTPase activity
Source: RefSeq, a predicted model, not a curated record
AUGUUUGCUGCUCAGGAGAAGGAGUUGCCUCCACCUCUGGGCGCUGGCCCACACGGCCGCAGCCAGAUUGUGGACUUCUCUCUUCUCCCCAACGAGGUCGCUGAACAUAUACUGUGCUGGUUGGACGCAGCCGACCUUGGGGCAGCCUUGCUUGUGUGCCGCCAGUGGGCGGCCCUCAUCACCGCCCUACCCGCCUGGGCUGAGGCCAAAGCAGCACACGACCGCAAACAGCGAUGGGGCCUACGCGUCCCGUCCAGGCGAUUGGCAACGCAAGUGGAGGAAUAUCGCAUUGCGGUGACCGGCCCGGGCGGCGUCGGUCGCUGUGCAUUCACCGAGCGCUUCAUCACGGGCAUCAUGCCCACUCAGCUAAACGGACCUGAACACAGUUAUCGCAAGCAGCUGACCGUCGAUGGCGUGACGGCCGUAGUGGACAUCAACGUGUCCGCCGGCCAAGAGGAGUACCUGGCGCUCGUACAGCAAAUCCUGAAAACCCGUGAGCUCGACCUGGUCGCCAAUGGAAGCACCUGGGACACUCGCGUGGUCACGCCAGACGAGGGCAAGAGGCUGGCCGACAAGUGGACGGCCUACUCGUGGGGUCUGGGCGCGGAUUCGCAGGCGGCCGAGUACCACUUCCGCCGCAACUUCUUCGAGUGCUCAAUCGAGGAAGCCUACUUGUGGGAGGUGCACGACAUUGGUGUGGUCGUCGACGAGAUGGUGCGUCAGAUCGACAUGUGGCGCCGCGCUGUGAGCGAAGGCGGCGCGGUCCACGCCCAGGGCAAGAAGGAGAGGAAAAAGAAGAGAGGCGACAAGGACAAGAAGUGUCUGCUCAUGUAA